AUGCUCGAUGAGUUCAUGCUUCCAGAUGUGGCAUCAGCUCAGAUAAUACGCAUAUUGUUUACCUAUUACUUCAAGCUAGGAGGUGUUCUUGUUGCAACAAGUAAUAAAUUGCCAGAAGAGCUUUACUCAACCGAGUUCAACAAGUCUAGAUUCAAGUCAUUCGUCUCAAUUCUCGGCGCCAGGUGCAUAAGUGUUGACAUGAAAUCGGCUAAGGAUUAUCGACUGUACUUUGCCAGUUCGCUGGCACAAAGAAAAAAUCACGUUGUGAAAUCAAGCGACAGUGAUCAUGAGUACACUUGGAAUCAGCUUCUAAAGUCCGCCGCUCUCAAAAUUGAUGAUUCAUCACCACUUAUGGACAACAGCAUUAAAAUAGAAGACUUGGAUCUGAAGCCAGCUUCUAUCAAGGUUUAUAAUCGUGAGUCAUUCAUCCCCCAUACCUUCAAAAAACAGUCUGUGUGUUACCUAGAUUUUGAUUAUAUCUGCCGCGGGCUCUUCUCGUCGUCUGACUAUAUCACACUUGCUUCAGCUUUUAAAACAGUCAUUGUUGACAAUGUCCCUGUGAUGACCACAAAGAUGAAGAAUGAAGCCAGAAGAUUCAUCACACUUUUGGAUGCAUUGUAUGAAGCAAAGUGUCAAUUCUUUAUGCGAAGUGAAGCGGACAUCGACAGACUAUUUUUCCCGGAUGAAAAAAACUUAAACGAGGACAAUUAUGAUACUGUUCAACAAGAAGAAAUGUUUGCUAAGACAGCUAUCGCUGCAAUGAAUCCUUAUAGACCUAACAUUUCAUCAUACGAUCUGGAUUACGCUAAAGAAUUCGAGGACGUGGACACAAACAGAGGAGGGUCGGUUAAUUUUGGCAAUGUAAAGGCCUUCACUGGUGAAGAUGAGAAGUUUGCUUAUAAAAGAGCACUCCUGAGAAUAUCAGAAAUGGUUGGCUCUGACCACUGGAGAAGCGCCGAUCGCUGGGUUCCCAUUGAUCACAGCAUGCGACCAUGGGAAGACAGCAAUUGUAAGAAGACGUCAAUUGGCUUGUCAAAAAGCUCAUCCGAUACUGAGGAUAACGAGCAAAUAAAUCUUGAUGGCCUUCAUGGCAAGGAGCUCAAAUCGGCGCUAACGCACAGUCUACCAAGGGACUUGAGCGCCCACUACAACAUGCCGUUUAGAGAAUUCAACAAGAGAACAGCCCCAUCUUUUAAUGCUCUUCAGCAUUUUUGGGCUAUGGGCUCUUGGACUCUAGCGCAACAGAAGAAAAUCAAAGACAAGAUUGCGCAGACUUGGGUGAGUGGCAGCGUGAGGGAGAAAUGA
Molecule: messenger RNA, 1305 nt
Organism: Candidozyma duobushaemuli
Lineage: Eukaryota; Fungi; Ascomycota; Pichiomycetes; Serinales; Metschnikowiaceae
Gene: AFG1
Product: Afg1p
Exons: 1
Coding region: 1-1305 (434 amino acids)
Cellular component (GO): mitochondrion; cytoplasm
Molecular function (GO): ATP binding; ATP hydrolysis activity
Source: RefSeq, a predicted model, not a curated record